GCUGAGGGCACGGCGGCCGCCGCCAGGGCGACGGCGGCUUUGCGCCUGGCGGCACAACUUGCGGCGCCAGCGGAGGCGGUGGCGGUGGCGGAGGCGGCGAGCGGUGCGAUUGCCUUUACUGCGGCUCUUCUGGACGCCCUUCCGCCGCUGCUGUUGGGACGACGCGGGGGGCCAGCGGACGAGGCAUGGGUCCGGGAGUGUCUCAGCCUGCUGUCCCGCCGCGUGCUUCCAGCCCUAGCGGGGCGUGCGCCGGCUGAGCCGCAGCCCUCUACCGCUACCACCACCGCAGCAGCGGCGGCGGCGGCGGCGUCACACCGCCUUGUGACCGCGACCUUGGCGGCGGCGGCAGAAUGGGAGGCGGCGGCGGAGGAGGUCGGCAGCAACGCCGGCCUUCCGUUUCGAGGCAGCGCUGGCGGCGACGGCGACGCCGCGGCGACGGCGUGGUGUACGACGACUGACGCGGCGGCGGCGACGGCGGCGGCGGCGGGGCCAGGUUCUUGGUCGCUCAUGGCGUGCUGGUGCGGCGUGGUGCAGCAGCUGGUGGCGUGCUGCGAGGAGCGACAGCAGCUGGCCUUGGUGCUCGACAGCGCGGACCGCAUUGCCGCUUGCAGCGCCAGCACCAGCUGCAGCGACAGCAGCAGCGGCCUCCUCCCUACCGCGUCCCGUUCCUUCCGUGCUAGCCUGCCGCUCGCAUGCGCCGUCGUGACGGGCCUGCGACCCCGCCUGCUGGCCACCCACAGCUCACAAGCCCUAGCCGACAGCCUGCUCAGAUUGCUGGCGGCAGCAGCGAUGAACCGGGCUGCUAACAGCGGUUGUGCGGUUGCCUUGCUGCCGGAUCAACAUGCGGUUUGUACGGCAUCCGUAGCGCUGGCGGCGACGGUUAACCGUUGGCAGGAUGACGCCUGGCUGACGUCGGCCUUUCAACCGGCAUUGCUGCAACCCCUGGCAGCAGCAGCAGCGGCGGUGGGAGCGACGGCGGCGGAGUCAGGGCGGUCAACGGCGACAUCGGCGGCGGUCCGCGCAGUGGGCUGGAUUGGCCGCGCGCUCGCACUCCGCAACCACCCGACGAUGCUGCCUGACAUUCUGCGGACGCUCUCACAGUGCCUGCGGGUCCAAGAGGACGGGGCAAUUCUGCCCGGCGUUGCUUCCGCAGUCACCUCGGC
Messenger RNA from Astrephomene gubernaculifera, 1163 nucleotides. NCBI's taxonomy places the organism in Eukaryota, Viridiplantae, Chlorophyta, Chlorophyceae, Chlamydomonadales, Astrephomenaceae. The record is from the annotation of a GenBank genome assembly.